Molecule: messenger RNA, 2620 nt
Organism: Diabrotica virgifera virgifera (western corn rootworm)
Lineage: Eukaryota; Metazoa; Arthropoda; Insecta; Coleoptera; Chrysomelidae
Exons: 3
Coding region: 443-754 (103 amino acids)
Source: RefSeq, a predicted model, not a curated record
AGAGUUUUAUCCCUAUGUUGUUCUAUUUGUCUAAACUAACAUCUCUCAUCACAGGGUAUAUUUCUAUACGUAUAAAUUUGUUAGAUAUUAUGAACGUCUAAAGAAAUGAUUUUAAUAUUUAAGAAUAAAGAAACAGGAAAUAAAAUACUAAAAUCCGUUAGCCGAAACAUAACCUAUCAUAUUAAGUAAUUGUCAAAAAAAAGCGUAGAAUCUUCUUGUUUGUCUUUAGAGUGCUGCAGUAUUGCUAAGAGCAAGACAACUGCAACACGAAAGAAAUUAGGCAAUCCAAACCACGUGACCUCUGGUUGGCACACAAACUACAAACUAACAAAGAGGUUAUGUUUGUAUCUAUUUUUCAAUGAUUUUUCAUUGUUUAUCGUCGUAUUUUGGAUUCAUUUGGAUUUAGUUUCCUGUUUUUGUGAACUUUAUAAACUUUACCACAAUGCAAACUGAUUAUUUAAGGAAAUUAUUAUUGGAAACUCCAGAUGUUGUGAGAAAGAUAUUUAUUGAAGCUGAAAAUAAUUGGGGAUUUAGAUCCAUACGCAAUUCAGUCAGACUUGGAUUUUACAGUAAAGUGCAGACCAUUUUAGAUAUUUAUACAUAUCUGGUGGAAUCUCGCAGUUGCUACUCUAAGCAGCAGAUGAAAGCAUACAAAAGCCUUCAGGCACAUAAAUAUUUUACAGCUGGAUUUGUUUUGAAUGGAGUAAAAAUUGUUAAUGAUUUCCUGAUUUCCAUAUUAUUGUUGGAAAGGUGAAGCAUUUCCAAAAAUCUAAUGCUAAACGACUAAAUGCUUGGGCGGGGUGAUAGCCAGUUCUGAUGACAUAGCAAAUGCAGAUUGUAUGCGUAUGGCCGGUAAUAGUGAAGUCUGCAGCAAUCCUAUUUUUAGCAGAGUAUGCCCAGGACAAGACAGACGAAGAAGAACCCAAUGCAUGUACAUAUGUUACUGCUACAUGGUUUGGAAAUAGCAACAUAUGCAUUCUCUGAUGAAAAACUAAUGAGUUUUGAAACUGUUCGGUCAGACAGCUUGUUGUGCUCACUAAAUGAACUGAAAUAUAAGAUGGCUUUGGCAUUGUGUUGCAGCGAUAUGAAAAUGGUUAUUCAUUUUUAAUUAUAAUGUACUUCUUCAUCAUGAGUAAUUAUGUAUUGGUCUUUUAAAUGUGUAUUUAUUUUUGUAAUUAGUACCAACUUGUAAUGAUAAUAUACAUUUAUCGUUUAAGGUAUGACUAUGUUUUGACUCUAAAAUAAAUGAUUUAAAAAUCGAAUACUGCCUCUUUCUGUUAGUAACUACCCAUGGAUAUCACAAAUAGUGAUUACUGAUAGGUUUGUUCGUAGAAUGAUCAGCAACUCUUGCCAACCAUCAGACACAUGCGCAUUCGUAGUCUAUGAAUGCUAACUAUUAACUGCUCAUGCAUCUGAUGGUUGGCAGCAGUUGCUAAUCGUUUGUGUCAUACUACGAACAAACCUAUUAGGUCUGGAUCCCAUGUACCAAAAAAAUUGAUUAAUAGCAAGCUGAAAAUUUGUUAGUAGCUUAACGGUGUCCAGUUGGACAAACUUUGAUGUAUUGUGACACUGGAACAGGUAUAGUUUUAAUUGUGAAACAGUUUGGAAACUCAGAUUUGGAACAUCAGAUUACAAAAACAUCCCAUAUAUUUUGUCGGACAGAACAUCCAAUUGAUUUGUUAUCCUUUCAUUAAAUUCUCAUGCAAAAAUCAGACUGCUAUUACUAACCAACAUGAUUCCUGUAGUUUGACAUGGUCUUCGUGUUCUACUCAUUAAAAUGCCCAGUUGGUGAUUUUUUCACCAGUCUGGUUUUUGCAUGAGAGUUUAAUGAAUUGGUAGCAAAUCAAUUGGAAGUUUUAUCUGACAAAUUACAUAAACAUUUUCGUAGUUUGACGUUCCAAAUUUUUAACCUUUUCCACAGUUAAAACUUCCAGUGUUCCCGUACAUCGAAGUUUGUCGGACUAGACACUGUUAAGCUAUUAAUAAAUUUUCAGCUUGCUAUUAAUCAACUUUUUUUUGGUACGCGGGAUCCAGGUCUAUAUCGAAUAAAUAAAUAACAAAACAAAUUCCCUGUCAAAACUGCAUUUAUUUUGAAUAGAAUGAAAAACAAAAUAAUAUUGUUUUAACAAAAUAGGGGAUAAAUGUUAAAAUUUAGAAUUAAUAAAGUUUGUCACGUUGGCCUAAAAAUUAAUGUCACUAGUUACGUUAGGGUCACAUAUAAAUAAUUGUAAUAAUAUUAAUAAAAACCAUAAUUCCUAGCAUGAGUGCGUCCUGUUUUUUGAUAAUUUAGUUAGGCGAGGAAACAUAAAUGAGUUUCUAAUAGGGCUUUUCAUCGAUUGUCAUUUGUUUCGAGCUUCUGUUAGAUGUUGUAUAAUCCGUGUAUAAUAUUACUAUACACGGAUUAUAUGACAUAUGACAGAAGCUCAAAACAAAUGACUGUGAAUGAAAAGCCCUAUAGAGGGAACACGAAAAAAAUUAACAUUAACCGAUCAGCUCGACUUCCACAGUUCACUACUAUACAAGUUACAGGCAUGUUUUCAGCACUUAAAAUCACCAAAAACGAAAAGUUUAUAAAAUAAUCAAUCUAAUGAAUGUCUUUAAAUACUAUAUUAAGCUCAAA